AUGGGCACCAACAUGAACUUGAGUUUGCAAGUCACCUUGGCCUUCCAGACACCAACCAUGCAAUCACAAACACUCGCUUUGCCUAUUACUGUUUCAGUUCAAAACACUGCAGAUGUGCCUGUCACCAUCCUGAGGUGGAAUACUCCACUGGACCCUCAGGCUGGUGUUUUAGGAGUGUUUGAGCUUUCUGAUACGACAGACCAAGAGCCGCUUGAUAUCCCCCGUAUUAUGGUAUCACGCAAGCUCCCUGCCUCCGAAGAGGAUCUUGUGGAGAUAAGGGCACAUGAGACUCUAGAUGUCGAUGUCAAAGUGCCAGUCUCUGGCCUUAAGAAGGGUCAUCAAUAUUCUGUUCGCGCACAAGGAACAUGGCAUGCUGUUUGGCCGACCGAAAUGUCAAAUGUCCCUCCGUCCGAACUCAAAGCCAACAAGGGCACAAAUGGUGGUGAAUUUUGCUCCAACAAUUCCUAUGUGAUAAUCGAGUGA
Penicillium soppii is the source of this 483-nucleotide messenger RNA. RefSeq lists its product as uncharacterized. The record is from RefSeq and is a predicted model, not a curated record. Bases 1 to 483 code for a protein of 160 amino acids. The transcript has a single exon. NCBI's taxonomy places the organism in Eukaryota, Fungi, Ascomycota, Eurotiomycetes, Eurotiales, Aspergillaceae.